Molecule: messenger RNA, 1919 nt
Organism: Sebastes umbrosus (honeycomb rockfish)
Lineage: Eukaryota; Metazoa; Chordata; Actinopteri; Perciformes; Sebastidae
Gene: tm4sf4
Product: transmembrane 4 L six family member 4
Exons: 5
Coding region: 342-947 (201 amino acids)
Cellular component (GO): membrane
Source: RefSeq, a predicted model, not a curated record
GCACUGAGAGGGAUGUGGGCUAUAAAGGCUCAAAUAUAGCAUCAACCAAACAAGAAACGGGACAGGCGAGCUCUCUGGGAGCUUUUUGAAAAAACAAUCAAGCCUUAGAGGUGUAAGGAGAAAUUGUUAGGUGUUAGAAAGCUGCGGUUGGAGAUAAAUAUAGGCCUAAUUCUCAGAGUACUAUUAUUCUCCUGACUGACUUGGAGUGGACAAAGACUGAAACUUCAAACUUCUUGCUUUGUCAGUUUGAGAUCAUUCAAUUGAAAGAUCAACCUAACUGGAGUUUUGAGAUACUUUUAGGAGUCAUUAAUUGUCGAGGAGGUUGAAGCAUCAGAGUCAAAAUGUGUUCAGGCGGCUUUGCCAAGUGUCUGGGGAUCAGUCUGAUGCCUCUGGCGAUUGUGUGUGUGCUGUGUAACAUCCUGCUCUUCUUCCCCGGUGGGAAAUCUGUGGAGAGCGAACACAUCACUGAGCAAGUCUUCUACUUUGGAGGCAUUCUGGGAUCUGGAGUGCUGAUGAUCUUCCCGGCUCUGGUCUUCCUGGGUCUGAAGAACAAUGACUGCUGCGGUUGCUGUGGCAACGAAAGUUGCGGGCGGAGAUUUGCGAUGCUGAGCUCCUUACUGUUUGCAGCUGUGGGUGUUGCAGGGGCUGGUUACUCUGUUAUAGUUUCUGCUGUGGCCAUAAACCACGGACCCAAGUGUCUGGUUAACUUUAACGAGACAGUCAAGCACUGGGACACUCCCUUCACUAAUGGUGACUACCUGUCCAACAAAACUUCCUGGACGACGUGUUUAGAGCCGCCUGACGUGGUCAGCUGGCAUCUCUCCCUGUUCUCUGUGCUGCUGGUCAUGGGUUUAAUCCAGAUGGCACUGUGUGCUGUGCAGGUGGUGAACGGCCUGCUGGGAUGUCUGUGUGGGGACUGCUGUGGAGGGGGUGAUGGAGCCGUCUGAGAACUUCCUACAGCUGUGAGAGUCUGCAGGCGGCUGCUUCCUGUAUUUAUUCUUCUUUAUUUAGAGGAUGAGAGUAGUUUCUAGCUUUAUGCCAUAGCUAUAAGAGUUCAUUGAUUACAUUGUGUGUACUAUCUAACAACACUGGUGAAAUGACAAAGCUCUAAUUUAAAAGGUUUCCCAUUUACUCUCUAGCAAACACUAAUGACUCCAUCUUCUCGUUAUUAAAUCUGAAUGUGCAUUUUUUGCUCCAACUAAUUCCAACAGUUAAUGAUUUUACUCCUGCUAUAUAUUAUUGUGUCAGUUAUUGCCCAUUCAGCCAAAUCAGUAAAUAAAGAUUAUUUUUAUAUAUGUAAGAAAAGCAGAUCACACCAUGAAACAGGAUAGGACCAUGCUAUUGCUUUAAAUAUUGUUUUUGUUUUUUCUUAUCUAGUCAAACUUAAACAAAGGGAGCAACAUGUUAAAUAAGUUUCAGAUAAGAUAUUUCUGUCGCAUGACUGCCCCCUGCUGGGCAUUUUGGUGUCGUACGCAUGAGUCUGAUGGGGGUUAAAAGGUCAUAGAGACUAAUCUACAUGUAUCUACAGCAUCUACUACUACUCACUGAUAAAUGUUGCUAUUAAAAUCAAAAGUACUGAAACUGAAUUAUUCUAUUACAAAAUGCUGUUGCAACAGACAUCAGUGCAGUUGUGUUCAUAACAAAUGUGUUAUGGAGGUGUUUAUUUGCAUCUAGGUGUGCCACUGAAAUAUUUUACACUUAAUACCCACUGUAGGAAUGGAUGUAACUGUCAUUGGGCUUUUUUCUCUUCUCUUUUGUACAGACUUACAUAUGUAGGCCUUCUCAUGAGGUACUAACUUGUCUGAUGUUAUUAAAGGUCUUAUUGGUAACAUUUUUAUGUAGAUGAAUAAUUUAAAAAAAAACACAUCCACAGAGCUUUUAGAAAGGUGGCAAAUAAAAGUAAUGUCUUUUCCUAAAAA